AUGAAGCUGCCGUUGAACCUGAUCCCCGACGAAGCGAGCCCCAAAUGGAUGAACAAGGGAGACAACGCGUGGCAGCUGACGGCGGCGACGCUGGUGGGGCUUCAGAGCAUGCCAGGACUGGUGAUCCUCUACGGCAGCAUCGUGAAGAAAAAAUGGGCGGUGAACUCUGCCUUCAUGGCGUUUUAUGCCUUCGCGAUGGUGCUGGUUUGCUGGGUGGGGUGGGGCUACCAAAUGUCGUUCGGAGAAAAGCUCGCUCCUUUCAUCGGAAAGCCGAACGUGGCCCUGGACCAAGGCUAUCUCCUGAAGCCAGCUUUUCUCGGGUACUUUCCCAAUGCAACUAUGAUCUACUUCCAGUUUGUGUUCGCGGCCAUCACACUGAUUCUGAUAGCGGGUGCAUUGCUUGGGAGGAUGAACUUCCGGGCGUGGAUGUUGUUCGUGCCGCUAUGGCUUACUUUCUCCUACACUGUGGGCGCCUUCAGUCUAUGGUGCCCCCACGGAUGGCUGGCGAAGCUCGGAACAAUCGACUACUCAGGCGGCUAUGUAAUCCACCUCUCUUCUGGUGUCGCCGGCUUCACUGCUGCCUACUGGGUGGGACCGAGAGCGAGCAAGGAUAGGGAGAGGUUUCCGCCAAACAACAUACUGCUGAUGUUGGCUGGGGCUGGUUUGCUGUGGAUGGGGUGGACUGGGUUCAACGGCGGUGAUCCUUAUGCUGUGAGCACGGAUGCGUCUCUUGCCGUUCUUAACACCCAUGUGUGCGCAGCUACUAGCCUCCUCACCUGGCUCAUGCUUGACAUUAUUUUCUUUGGAAAGCCCUCUGUGAUUGGGGCCACCCAGGGCAUGAUCACUGGCCUGGUUUGUAUCACUCCUGCUGCAGGAGUGGUGCAAGGAUGGGCAGCAAUAAUAAUGGGAGUAUUGUCCGGAAGCAUACCAUGGUACACCAUGAUGGUUGUGCACAAGAACAUUUGGCUGUUGAAGCAAGUGGACGACACCAUGGCUGUGUUCCACACCCAUGCGGUUGCAGGUAGCUUAGGCGGCAUUCUCACUGGCUUUUUCGCUGAGCCCAAUCUCUGCCGGAUCUUCUACUUGGUACCUGAUUAUAAGCAUUACAUUGGACUUGCUUAUGGCUUUCAAACUGGGCGUACCACUGCUGGGUUCAAGCAAAUGGGUGUUCAAAUUGCAGGAAUAGUGUUUGUGAUCACCCUCAACGUUAUCAUGACCAGCCUGAUUUGUUUGUUUAUUAGACUCAUAGUUCCACUGCGGCUAGCUGACGAUGAACUUCAAACUGGGGACGAUGCUGUUCAUGGGGAGGAGGCUUAUGCGCUGUGGGGAGAUGGGGAGAAGUUUGAGUCCAAGCAUAAUUCAGCUUAUGGCAUGGAGGAGUUCCCAUCGGUCGUGCCCAGAACUGGGGGUCAAGUUUAAAUGCCUUGAUGCUUGCCUGUUGCUGUGUUUGUUUGGUUGUAUGGAAAAUGUAGGAAUGAGAGGGAAACAAUGGUGUUUGAAAGUAUUUGUUUGAUUUGUACUAGUUUUUGGGGCUUAAAGGGGACUUUUUUUUCGUGGGAAU
Molecule: messenger RNA, 1561 nt
Organism: Vitis riparia (riverbank grape)
Lineage: Eukaryota; Viridiplantae; Streptophyta; Magnoliopsida; Vitales; Vitaceae
Product: ammonium transporter 3 member 1-like
Exons: 3
Coding region: 1-1419 (472 amino acids)
Biological process (GO): ammonium transmembrane transport
Cellular component (GO): plasma membrane
Molecular function (GO): ammonium channel activity
Source: RefSeq, a predicted model, not a curated record